GAUCUAGAUAUAUAAUUGAUCGAUAAUCGACGUAUAUGAACUUUCAUACAUAUCUUUAUCUAAUUUCGCUUCGCUCGAACCAGCGAAGAAGAUAAAGAGCUCUCUCUCUCGAAAGUGGUGUCAGUAGGAAGGAGUGAGGGACUCUCAAAUCGACGGAUUUUAUCAUAAAUGCCAUCCAUUACUGUGGUUUAAGCAGCAGUUUAUCGUAUUUCGUUUGAGUGACUGCGUCGUUAAAAACUCACUCGCUGAUAAAAAAAAAAAACGCGUCGGAGCAACACUCUUGCGAUCUCCGCGCGAUAUUUACGAGAAUGACUAUCAGUAUCGCGCUGACGAUACUUAUAAUUCUUACCUUCGCGCCUGACAACGCAGAUCUAGGAUUUACGCGAUUUAACGAGGAAGUUUCGCCUGCAGUCUCGAUUCUCGAAAAUUUCUCCAAGCACGGUCCACGUUCAAACAAUACUCGCGAGAAUGACCGGCUCCAAUAUGAUAGUGCGCCGUUCGAUGAGCGUAUUACGGAGGUCGUGAAACAGGAUAACGUUCCGACGAGCAACUGCUCGGAUCGUUCGAUCAACGAGUUUCCGGAGGUGUUUCCGCUGGAGGAGCGUCGUCGGGGAGCGGUAAUACUUCACGUCUUCUUCGGAUUAUACUGCUUUAUCCUGACGGCGUUCGUCUGCAACGAUUACCUAUUACCCACCCUCGACAUCAUAUGCACGCGCCUCAGCAUCAGCAGCGACGUCGCCGGGGCUACUUUCCUCGCUACCGCGAGCUGCUUCCCCGAGCUAUUCGUCAACGUCGUGGGCACCUUCCUGACCGAGUCCGACCUCGGUGUCGGCACCGUGAUGGGCGGCGCGGUCUUCAAUACUUUCGCCACUCCAGCAUGCGGCGCGUUAUCGGCGAUUCACGCAAUACAAUUAGAAUGGCGAAUAUUAACUCGGGAUUGUAUAAUUUAUGUGAUAUCGGUCGCCACCUUAGUGAUCGUAAUGUGGGACGGCGUAAUCAAGUUGUACGAAGCGAUCAUCCUCAUGGUACUGUUCGUCACUUAUUUGACGAUACUGUUUUGCGGCAAAUGCUUUGUGCGUUGGCAUAAUAAACUGGCGCACCUGUACACUGACAAGAACCGCAGUACGAAUUUUCCCGAAAAAGAAAUUCCUAAAGAUAAGGAGGAACCAAUGCCUGACGGCUUGUAUAGACCGUAUUUUCACGGAGAACUCGUGGCCGAAUACAGAAAGAAGAGCGUAGCGAGCAACGGCGGUCGCAAGUCUUCCUCGAAGACUAACGACGUAGAAGCGGCGCAAAACCACGUGGAACAAGCGGAGGAAUACGUGGAACCAGACACGCCCUUUGUAUGGCCGACCGGAGGUAACUUGGCAAAACUCUGGUUCUGUUUCGUCUGGCCGUUGAAACUAAUCUUGUUCGUUACCGUACCGGACAGCAGGUACAAACGAUGGAGAAACUGGUAUCUGAUAACAUUUGUCAUGUGCGUAAUAUGGAUCGCGAUAUCGUCCUACCUGACGUCGUGGAUGACGACCGUACUCGGCGACACCAUCGGGAUCCCGGACUCCGUGAUGGGUAUCACGUUCCAAGCCGCCGGUGGCAAUAUGCCGGAGCUCGUCUCGAUCGUGAUACUCUCGAAACAAGGCAACGGAGACAUGGCGAUGAGUAAUACGUUAGGCGCAAACACACUCGACAUCCUGCUGUGUCUCGGUUUACCGUGGAUGGUAAAGAUAUUCAAGGACAAGAAGGACAUCAGGAUCAUCUCGGAUGCUUUAAGAUACAGCGUGCUUUCGAUCAUCGUGUGCGUCAUCGCGUUUUAUACGGUGACUGCGUUCUGUAAGUAUUGCUUGAACAAGAAAGUGGGCAUCAUCUGCCUGAUAUUAUACACGAUAUUUUUAGUUUUCGCUCUAUUGUUCGAACUAAACGUCUUUUUCCCUGUGAACUUACCUAUGUGUCCUUCUUAAAAAUCUCCCGUCACUUUUCGAUUCUUCUCUUUUUUUAAAUUAUCAAUAGUUAUUCAACGCGAGAAAAGCAAGAUUGAAUCAAAGUUAUUUCCGCCAGUUUUGAUACUAUCUUGAAGAAAUAACAGAACUUUUUUUCAUCGUUAAUCGCAAUAAAAAAAAUCAUUGCUAAAUUGCGAAAUAUUAUCAUCGAUAUAUCUUUUCCGUUUUGCUUUCACAAUCAUGUAUUUAUCUCUAAAAGUCUAGAGAUUAAAUUAAGGAUACUGUUUUAUAUCG
Molecule: messenger RNA, 2231 nt
Organism: Cataglyphis hispanica
Lineage: Eukaryota; Metazoa; Arthropoda; Insecta; Hymenoptera; Formicidae
Product: sodium/potassium/calcium exchanger 3-like
Exons: 6
Coding region: 309-1958 (549 amino acids)
Biological process (GO): intracellular calcium ion homeostasis; calcium ion transmembrane transport
Cellular component (GO): membrane
Molecular function (GO): calcium channel activity; calcium, potassium:sodium antiporter activity
Source: RefSeq, a predicted model, not a curated record